AUGAUGAUCUAUUUGAGAUUGCUGGCAACCAACCGGACGAAUACGGCGAUGACGAGACCAAGUCGGCCUGAUAGGGUGCCUGGGGCUAUGGAGUGGUCUAUGCAGGCCUGGAUGAUCUCGGCUACCGCCGCUAAUCCGUGGUUGGCUGCCAGAGUCGCCGUCGCCUGGGCUGCCGCGUGCCGAUCUCCGAGGGGAAUAUCUGUAAAAAGAGAUAACAAGUCCGGGCAAAAAUAUGAACUAUCGAAGAAAUCAGCUAGGGCCCGGACGGUUCAUCGCAUCCGGCAACAUGGAUCACACGGACACAUCAGCCACGGGGGUCGAAAGUGCUAUCAACGAGAGCGUUAUCAUGUCCAGAGAGCGAACCGCACAGGUGCAUCAGAAGUCUCCUUUGCCUUCACUCAACCUCCGACCGCUUCGACCAGUAAACCGACUUUCACGAGAGCAGGCCUGCAGCGUCAAUACGAGUUCAACAGCAGCAUUCUAGAAUUGAUCGCUCCUGUGGCCCAAGUGGCCCCGGAAGAAUUCGACGUCAAGAAUUUGCUGGAUAAGGCCGUAACGGCCUUACGUCAGCGGAAUGAGCUCCUCACCGUGAACAAAGACCCAGAAGUUUGGGAGCUCUUCGACCAACACGGCAAAGCGCAAAGUUUUGAUGUGUACUGCAUUCCUUUCCUGAGGGAGAAAAAGAAGCAAUAG
Messenger RNA from Cooperia oncophora, 693 nucleotides. The record is from the annotation of a GenBank genome assembly. Lineage: Eukaryota; Metazoa; Nematoda; Chromadorea; Rhabditida; Trichostrongylidae.